Messenger RNA from Elaeis guineensis (African oil palm), 3358 nucleotides. Its product is annotated as auxin response factor 15. The record is from RefSeq and is a predicted model, not a curated record. Gene Ontology annotation, molecular function: DNA binding. Gene Ontology annotation, biological process: response to hormone; regulation of DNA-templated transcription. Gene Ontology annotation, cellular component: nucleus. NCBI's taxonomy places the organism in Eukaryota, Viridiplantae, Streptophyta, Magnoliopsida, Arecales, Arecaceae.
AAAGCGGCCACCCGAAAGAAAAACCCUCUCAACCCAACCCCCCAGCCUCCCGGCAGCUGCUGUGCUGCUCGGCUGUCCCGCAACAGCUGCUGCAGCGGCAGGUCGCAGCUCAGUCUCAGAACCACCGAUAAAGGCGAGGAGAAACAGUAACGACGACGACCAUUUCAGACACGCUUAGCAACAUCAGCAGCUCCGUGGAGAUGGGGGAGAGAGAUCAUUAAAAUUUUGAAAGGAGUGAGAAAAAUUAUUAAGUAAUGGAGGGUGAAAGAGUACGGAGCUGGUAACUUUUUCACCCGCUUGUUUUUAGUUAAAGCUGAAGCUGAUGCGGAGGAGAGAAGUGGAAGGGGCAAAAAAAAAAGACUUGGAUCUUUACCCUCCAUAUCUCUCUCUCUCUCUCUCUGCUCGCCUCGUCUCCUCACGUUGUCCUUUUCCUUCUCCUUUUACUUGAAAUUUUAGGACUUUUCUUUCUUCUCUUCUCAACCACCACCGCCAUGCAUCGUUCCACCCUUGCCGUGCUCCCGCUGGCUCCCCGACCCUAACGCUAGCGCUGGUUUUCGUCUCUCUGGGUUUUUUUUUUUUUUGGCUCUGGCUUGGUUUUUGGGUUCGGGGAGGAUGGGGAUCGAUCUGAACACGGUUGAGGAAGAAGAGGAGGAGGAGGAGGCGGAGCUACUGGCCGCAGCGCAGGUCCCGAGCCAGGCGCACCGCCGCCCUCAGCCGCCGGCGGAGGCGGUGUGCCUGGAGUUAUGGCACGCCUGCGCGGGACCGCUGAUAUCGCUGCCGAGGAAGGGGACCGUGGUGGUGUACUUCCCGCAGGGGCAUCUGGAGCACCUCGGCGACGCCGGAGGCGGUGGCGGCGGACUUUUCCGUUACGAUGUGCCUCCGCACGUCUUCUGUAGGGUGGUCGACGUCAAACUCCUUGCUGAUGCCGCUACAGACGAGGUUUACGCGCGGCUCUCUCUGGUUGCCGAAAGCGAGGAGGUUGAGCGGCAACUGCAGGAGGGUGAAGCUGAAGGAGAUGUGGAAGAAGAGGAUAUUGAUGAUCUUCAUAGGUCUUCGAUGCCUCAUAUGUUCUGCAAGACCCUAACUGCCUCCGACACAAGCACUCAUGGAGGAUUCUCUGUGCCUCGCCGAGCUGCUGAGGACUGUUUCCCUCCUCUGGAUUAUAAGCAGCAAAGACCUUCGCAAGAACUUAUUGCAAAAGAUUUACAUAGUGUUGAGUGGAGGUUUAGACAUAUUUACAGAGGUCAGCCACGCAGGCAUCUUCUUACCACAGGAUGGAGUGCAUUUGUCAAUAAAAAGAAGCUUGUCUCAGGGGAUGCAGUGCUUUUUCUGCGAGGUAAUGACGGGGAGCUGAGAUUGGGAAUCAGGAGAGCAGCUCAAGUUAAAAAUGGCACUCCUUUUUCAGCACCUUGUAGCCAGAGCUUAGAUCUAGGCACUCUGGCUGCUGUGGCUAGUGCUGUCUCGACAAAAAGUGUGUUCCAUAUCUGUUAUAACCCAAGGACAAGCCCAUCAGAAUUUAUAGUACCAUAUUGUAAGUUUGCAAAGAGCUUCAGCCAUUCAUUUUCAACUGGGAUGAGGUUCAAGAUGCGAUACGAAAGUGAAGAUGCAGCUGAGAGAAGGUACACAGGAUUGAUAACAGGGAUUGGUGACAUGGACCCUGUAAGAUGGCCUGGUUCCAAAUGGAGAUGUCUGUUGGUGAGGUGGGAUGAUGAUGUGGAUACUGGUCGUCAGAAUAGGGUAUCUCCAUGGGAGAUUGAGCCAUCUGGUUCAAUUUCGGGCCACAAUAGUCUCUUAUUACCAGGUUCCAAGAGAACCAAAAUCUCCCUUUCCUCAGUCAAUCUGGAUUUUCCAGUUCCAAAUGGAAAUGAGUUUCCAGAUUUAGGGGAAUCUGCAAGGUUCCACAAGGUCUUGCAAGGUCAAGAAUUUAUGGGUUUUAGAACCCCUUAUGAUGGUAUUGAUGUAGCAAAUUCUCAGGAGACUGAGGUAAGAAAUCAUCAAUACCUGGAUAUGAGGAGAUCCUCCAACAAUGCAAGUAGCUGCAUAUUAGGUGGUCUCGGAAGUGGGGUCAGCGUUCCAGUUGGAAAUUCUGAUUUACCCUACAAGUGCAUAGGCUUUAAUGAGUCCAUUGGAUUCCGAAAGGUCUUGCAAGGUCAAGAAGUAAUUCCAGAAAAUCCACCAUAUCAAGGAGCAGUAGCUGAUAUUCAUACAAGAAAUGGUGGGUUUGGCUCAUUUGAUGCUCUGCAUACAUCUGGUGCUGGAAACAGGUGGCCUGCAUCAAGCCAUGGAUGUACUCUUUUACAACCAUCGCAGUUGUCAGUUCAAGCAUCAUCUCCAUCUUCUGUGUUAAUGUUUCCACAAGCAAGUUUUAAGCAUCCAUGCUCUCAAUCAGUGUUUGGUGUGAAUGAUAGGAGCACGGAUGAUGGAGUAUUGAGCAGAAAAGAAGCUCCCUUGUAUUGUUGGCCCCAUCAUGCAGGGGGUGAGUUCAUCAAUGAACACCAGAAACCUGGGAAAGUCCAUAUUCCUAUGCAUGCUUAUAAGCCAGAGUUCAAGAAUGACAAAGAAAUUAGCAGCAACGUUUGCAGGCUUUUUGGUUUUCCCUUGACUGAGAGGAUUCCCUUGACAAAUGAAGUGGAUAGAACUGAGAGAAAUUUUGAAACUGAUUUUCCGACCUCAAAGUCUCAAAUACCUGCUAAACCUCUUGGGCGCAGCUGCACUACAAUACUGCAGGUUCACAAGCAAGGAAGUGUUGUAGGCAGGGUGGUUGAUCUCUCAAAACUUGAUGGAUAUGAUGAUCUGAUUUGUGAGCUUGAACGGCUGUUUGAUAUGAAAGGGCUGUUAAAUGACCCACAGAAAAAGUGGAAUGUUGUCUAUACCGAUGAUGAAGAUGAUAUGAUGCUUCUUGGGGAUGAUCCUUGGCAGGAAUUUUGCAAAAUUGCUUCAAAAAUAUUAAUAUACACAAAUGAUGAGGAAAUGAUGGCAUGCUGUGAUGAAGCCCAUGGUUACUCAGCUGAACUAUCUUUUCCAAUCAAUAUUGCCACGUUUUCCUUGUGUUGCAGUAAAUCUUCAUCAGUGUCGACAUAAAUGAAACUUCGUGAGCCUGAGAGUGUCCUAUAGUUAGAAUUUGAACUAUUGUAUCUGUUUGGCUUAUCUUCGAAUGGUCUUUUCUCUGCCCUUGUUACUAAAUUUGUCUAAGAAGAAAUUCUGCUAUCUAAUAUCUGGCGAAGGGUUUGAUGCAGUACGGGUGCUGUUUUGACAGUAUCUAUAGUAACCUCGCAGAGCUGCUUUGGCCUGCACAUUUUGCCCAUGCUUUUUGUUGCUUUACUGAUAUAUGUUGUGCAAGAUAUUUAUUUCUGAUCAG